This is a messenger RNA of Anthonomus grandis grandis, 5745 nucleotides long. RefSeq lists its product as uncharacterized. The coding region runs from base 236 to 5542 and encodes 1768 amino acids. The transcript has 2 exons. The record is from RefSeq and is a predicted model, not a curated record. NCBI's taxonomy places the organism in Eukaryota, Metazoa, Arthropoda, Insecta, Coleoptera, Curculionidae.
UUCUCCGCGGACUUUCUUCAGACCAGACCAAAUAAUAAACCGCCGAUAUCCGCUACAAGAAGUGGCGAAUAAGUGAACUGAGUUUGUUCGGCCGAGUAUCAUGAGAUUGGCUUUAGUGACCAGUUGAUCGUUUUAUUUAAAUGUGUUAACUAUUUCGCCUCUUUUCCCUUUCAUUUGCAUUUUUUAUCUGGAGUUAAGUGUGUCAUAUUUUGUUUUUGGAUUAACUUGUGAUAAUAUGAUUCCACGAGAAACGACUUGCUAUUUACUUGUUUUGGCCAGUUGCCUUCUAAUAUCCACCGUUCAGUCACAAGGAGAAAGAGCCUAUGAUACAAGCGAUUGGAUCCCGAUCACUUCCUCAUCAGUCCAAUCCAGCGCUUCAGAAAUAGUGGAACAAAAAAUUGCCAGCGACCGAGUUCUCAGUUUAGAAUCACCUGAACAAAAGUUCUUUCCUGAUGAGCAGUACCAAAGACCAAACCAAGUACAGCAAUUUAUAGCAGUACCCAGAAAGCCAUUUGACUAUCCCAGACCGAGAAAACUGAAGCACCCUAGUGAUUACAAGUAUGAAAUUCCUCCACCUCCCCCCUCAAAAGCCUUGCCACAGAUUAACUAUUAUAAUGCAGAGCAGUUGGUAUCCUUUUCUGAACCAUCCAAACCAAAAUAUUACGAGAUAAGCAAUCAACCGUCUAAUAAGUAUGCCCCUGUACCUAGUGUAAACCCUCAGGUUCCAAGCAUUCAUGCACAAAGUAUUUAUGAACAAUAUCAGCUACCAUUCAAUAAUAGUUUCUAUCAAUCACUAAAUCCUGCUGCCAUCAACAAUGAUUUUUAUCAAGCUGUUAACAAAAACACUGAACAGAAAGUUCCAGUGGAACGUGAAAAUGUUCAACUAGUGUACGUUCCAGUGGAGAAUCUGUCCACACCUCACAAAGAGCCUCCCAAUAUACCACCAAAAGCAGAACAGCUAGUCUACAAUAGUUCCCCGGCUCCUUUGUAUAAUCCUGUUCAAGAAACGCUAGUGGCUUCUAAUCCAAAAAGCGACAACAAGCAAGCCCGGUUACAAACCAUCCAACAAGAUUUUAUUCAACAAGCACUACAGGCACAUAAAUUGCAACAGCAAUUACGAGAUGAUAUUAAUCCAAUUCAACAAGAAAUUAUUUCAACAACCACACCGAAGCCUAGAAAGAAGCCGCAUCAACCCCCACUUGCAGUAUUUUUAGAAUCAGGUAAAAAAGCCGAAAUUUCAGAUGUAUUGAACAUACUGAAAGAUGCAAAAAGCAUUUCUGUACAAGAUUCCAUAUCUCAAAGUAGCCCUCAGAUAUUCAUAGGACCGUCGAAUCUGGAAUCUCCCGAGGGUUACACCAAAUUUCCGUUGCCGUAUUUAAAUAAUGUUAAUGGCAAUCGAAUUGAGCGUAAAAUCGAUCAGCUACCAUUCUUUGUAGCUCCAGUCAGCUAUAAAGCACCACCGGGUUAUGCUAAGAUUUCUUUACCUUCACCACAUGUAGGAAGCGUAGUAGUUUCCAUACCAUCACCAAUCUCUUCCACCACCCCACAUCCACAGCUUGAUACAUAUAAUUUUAAUUUGCCACAACAAAAUAUUCUAAAUGGUUAUGACAUUGUUAAUGAAAAUAGUAACCUAUAUCAAAGCACACCAGAACCUCCAUCUGCAUCAACACGACAACCUCAACACCAUAUGCAGGAAAAUAGUUAUAACACGAGGCAUUCAAUUCAAAAUAGCUAUAGCACUAGUCAACCAGAUUUAUAUUAUGUUCAAGAGCCACAAAUAUAUAACAGUCAAACUUAUGAACCAAAACAAGAACCCGUAAGAUCCACCACUCAGCUACCAAAUAUAAACCCAUUAGAGUUGGCCAUUAACGAGUUUGAACUUCAUCAAAUCAAUGAGCAAACUGAAGAGCAUAAUAAAGUAAAACACUCUACAACGAGAAGACCGUUAACUAGAUACGACGAUAGUCAAACUGUGUCUAGUACUCGCGCACCUACCUCAAGAGGCAGGUUUAGUUAUGAAAAUGACCAAACUACUGAAAGGGCUGUUUCUAGAGGUAGGGUCAGAGGAAGAGGUAGAGGCAGUACCACAACAACUACUAGUACGACCCCUAUUAGUGCUGAUCGUGAUAGAUAUACUGUUUUAGAAGAAUUUGUGGCUAGGAGACCAAGUACAGAAAGCUACCAAGAGCUAGGUACAGAAGCGCCUAGAAGGUCUACACCAGGUUUUAAAGGCAAUCCCUAUUUACCUGAACAAGCCGUCGAAGUUGAUCAAAGACCCGCUUUUGAUAAUGCUCAAUAUGAAACUCCUACACAAGUUAGACAGCAACCAAAUGUACAAAUUGAAAAUAUUCCCGCAAACGUGUACAGUUUAGGACAAACUACGUAUGAAAAUGAAAACUUUAACAGACCAGGGUUGACUUACACCAAAAUAACUGAUGAGAGCUUUGAAGAAAAGCAAGUGACUACCGAAGCUAUUGAUUCAGGUUUUGAACAAGCGGUGCACCCUCAAGGCCACAGGUUUAGUCCAGAGGUUGUGAGUUAUGAAAAUAGAGAACCAGUUAGACAUAGACCUAGUGAGGAACCAGUUCAACGUCAGCGCUUAGAAGAAAUUAUCAAAAAUCCUGUGCAGUCUAGCCAGCAAAAGGAAGACAAAUCAAAAUCGGCUUUUCUUGAUAAUCUAUUUCAACCUAACUUUGACCAGGCCUAUAUAAGCUUACAAGACCAAGCUGUAAGAUCAUUACUGGUUCCUAAUCUGUUAGCACCAUCCUCUAAAGAACAAGAUUCUCCUUCGGAAUUUAGAGACAGUGAAAUCAAUCAACAAGCUCACUCCACUGAAUCUGCAUUUAUAGAAACUUCACCAAGCACAGAGCCUACUACAACAACAACUACUAAAACACCCAGAUCAAGAGGCAGAGGACGAUCGAGAAUAACAACAACGACCACUAAUUCCCCAAGACGAGGCUCUAAUAGAAGACGCCCUGGUGCUAGUAGAACUAGCACAACAGUUCCACCACCACAACCAAACACAGACGACUAUUAUAGUGAGGACAAUAUACGGUUCAGACCACGUCAGAAUGAAAUAACUGACAGAAUAUCAACUACAGAAAACGAUGUGAGAUUUUAUGGAGGAGCUAAUAUGGAAACUAAUAAUAAUAAUGCAAAUCAAGAUAAAUCAUUUAUACAGUUUGAGGAUCAACAAACUAUUACUAUCAAGCCAACUGGAGCAGAGCUGUCUGAAAAAACAUCAGGUGCUGUAGAAUAUGAAAAUUCUAGAGAGCAAUCAAACCCAGUUUUGUUAGAUUAUGAAAAUAUUAGGGAGCAAUCACGUUUAUCUGUGUCAGAUUAUCAAACUUCCAGGCUGCAACCCCGACCACCUGCAUCAGAAUAUGAAAACGUUCGAGAGCAAUCACGCCCAGCUGUGCCAGAUUAUGAAAAUACCAGGGUGCAAUCACGCCCAGCUAUUCCAGAUUAUGAAAACAUUCGGGAGCAAUCACUCCCACCUGUAGCAGAUUAUGACACUACCAGGGUACAACCACAGCCACCUGCGUCAAAAUAUGGUCAAUCACGCCUAGCUGAGUCAGGUUAUGAAAAUACCAGGACACAACCACGCCCAGCUGUUCCAGAUUAUCAAAAUAUUAGAGAACAAUCACAACCAGCCAAAUUAGAAUAUGAAAAUACUAGAUUGCAAUCACGUCCAGAGGUGUCCGAUUAUGAAAACACUAGAGUGCAACCACUAUCAGUUGCAUCAGAUGAUGAAAACAUCGGAAAGCAAACCCGCCCAGCUAAAUUAGAACACGAAAAUACUAAAAUUCAACCUCACCGAGCUACAUCAGAUUAUGAGAACAUAAGGGAGCAACCACGCCCAGUUGUGUCAGAUGAUGAAAUCAUUAAGGAACUACCGCGUCCAACUGAGUUAGAAGUUGAAAACAGUAGGGUGCAAUCGUACCCAACUGUGUCAGAUUAUGGAAAUACUAGAUUGCAGUCACGUCCAGUUGCUACUGAUGACCGCAUUCCUAAUAAGUCUAGUGAAGAGGAUAACUAUAUCAGGCAUAAUGCCAAUAUAAAAUCUGGUGGGGUCAUUAAUAAUCGCAAAAGUGAAACUACUACUGUAAGAACCAGAGGUCGCACGAGAGGCAGAUCUAGGUUCGCUACUUCUACAACGACUUUUAGGCCUGUAACGAGAAUUUCUACUAGACCCACGGCUUUACCAGCACGAGUUACUACUACAGAAGAGCCUGAGUCAUAUGGAUUCACAAGACAGCCGAGCUAUACCCCGUCAAAUCUUAAUAUUCAAGCCAAAAAACCUGUGCAGUUUGUGGGUGAAAUCAGACCAAAGUAUACAAGACCAACCGCUGCAUCUUCAGUGGAAGAAAAGGAAGAAGUUGAAACACCUAGACCAAGGAUUAGAUCAAGAACCAGAGUCCCAACUAAAAAACCUACCAGCAAUAUUAGACAAAGUGAAAAUGUUAUUAAUAGAAGUACUGAACAAGUUACUAGAAGAUCUGGAAGUACGACAAGAACACGAGGUCGUACCCAUUAUAGACCUCAAGAAAACGUGAAACGCGAAAGUGACGAUGAAGAUGUAGCCAACCAAAACUACCCGUUGAACUUUUUGCAAAAGCUAGAAAGCUCUUCACUAAGGCCACUUAAAGAGUUUAGAGUAACUGUGGAUCCACUUGACGAAGAAGAUGAUCAAUCGCCACAUCCAUCGCUCUUUAGUCCAAAGUUUGUCCCAAAGCCGAAUAGCUUGCCUACAGAAGGUAAACCAAACUAUAAAGAAAAAACUGAAAUUCUUUUGGCUACUGUUGAUCCUGAAGCUUUAGCAGUCAGUUAUACUACCACCGAAGAUUCCAGUGAAGUGACAGAAAGCGAAAUUAAUAAAGUUAUGGAAGAGCUGGAGAAAAUUCAAACAUUUCCGACUGAAGAACCAAGUGAAGUAACAACAAAAAUAGGUCGCCGUAGAGGGAUUUGGAAGCUUGUAAGGGCAAAACCAUUAGAUCCUUUAGAGGUUUCAGAGUCUCAAAAUUACGAAACGGUAUUAAAUGCUUUUGGCACUAUUGAAAAAGUCGAUCCUUAUGCGAAAAGUACGGUUAAAGAAGACAAGUGGCAAAAUUUUAAAGAAAUGGAUGAAGAUAUUACUACAGUGAGUACCAUAAAUACUGAAGCUAAUACCGAAGCUGUUACUACCGAACCAAGAACAUCUUCCACGCUAUCUACAACAAAAACUCAAGAAAAUAUUUUUGAUGCAAUUUAUGAAAUGUUUGGUGUAUUUAAAACACCAGAAAAUGCAACAGAAAUUAUUCCCACAACUACUAUUUCAACCCCCACUUUUCCUGAAGAAAUAACAGAGGAAGAAGUAGCGGCCACCGAUUCAACCACAUUGGUGAUGGAGGAGGUCAAAUCAUCAACUAAACCUUACGAGGUAGAGCCUUGGCAAAUGAGGGAGGUCAAAACAUCCACCUCGACGGAGGUAUCUCACGAAACAGAAAUUUGUUAUAAAGGGAGAUGUGUCAAGUCUAAAGAUAAAAAAAAGAUAAAAUAACUUCUACUGACUGAAUAACUAUUGUAAAUAAUGCGUGCGUGUAUGUGAUAGAUGUAUUUAUUAUAAAGUGAAAAACAGUGGAGGUAUUAUUGGGGUUGUUUAGGGAUUAUAUGCUUUUCCUUAAAGUUGUUUUAUAUAAUUUAGCUUUAAGUUAUUUUCAUGUAUUUAUUCUGUUUAUUAAUUAAAACAAUAAUAUAUUAUUA